GGAGGGGCGCUCGGACAAAAUCCGCGCGCAGAAGGAUUCUUGGGAUGGAACGAACUGGGUCUCGUGUCCGGGCCGAGAACCAUUGAUUCGUUGGGAGAAAAACCUGGCGAGCAAGUUGAACUAAGGGUAAAGGAUAGCUCGGGGUUUUACCCCGCGAUGGAGCCACGCACGGCCGGGGCCCAGAUCUGGGGAAGAAACAAGAAGAGGGAGAAAGAGACAAGCCGCGACAAGGCGGGCUUGGCUGGUGGAGUUGGAGCUGGAGAGCCGCUUGGCAGUAAAUCUGGGGAAAUCUUGGCGGGGGAAACACACACACACACACACACAAAAAGAGAGCUCUCAGAUCACUCGAUGACAUCAGAUGAGCAAUUGACAUGGCGAACGAUGUGUCGAAAAAUAAAUAAAAGCGUGAUGAUAACAUCCGGCCUGACUAAGGAAAUCCCCUGGUCAUUUACCAUUUGCCCAGAAACUCUGGUUGAGGGGCGGCGUUAA
Aspergillus neoniger CBS 115656 is the source of this 489-nucleotide messenger RNA. RefSeq lists its product as uncharacterized. The record is from RefSeq and is a predicted model, not a curated record. The transcript is spliced from 5 exons. The annotation marks the transcript as partial. Lineage: Eukaryota; Fungi; Ascomycota; Eurotiomycetes; Eurotiales; Aspergillaceae.